Molecule: messenger RNA, 1335 nt
Organism: Emericellopsis cladophorae
Lineage: Eukaryota; Fungi; Ascomycota; Sordariomycetes; Hypocreales; Bionectriaceae
Product: putative esterase-like protein
Exons: 6
Coding region: 1-1335 (444 amino acids)
Biological process (GO): medium-chain fatty acid catabolic process; medium-chain fatty acid biosynthetic process
Molecular function (GO): monoacylglycerol lipase activity; acetylesterase activity
Source: RefSeq, a predicted model, not a curated record
AUGGAGUGGCUCGGCCGUUCAAACAUCGACUUCACCCACGCACCUACCACGCGUACCAUCAAAUCCCGUGGCAAGUCCCAGGUGGUCACCGACUCUUCGCAGAAGAGUUUGGACGAAGCCCACCAAGAUGUUAAUCUGUUGAAAAUUGUAAAGGAUGCGACGCCUCCCUGCCAGCUCAACCCUCUUCUCUUCAACGGCCAUGUGCAGACCAUGUGGACGGCGACCAAGCCACAUGGGCCGUCAGUGUACUACCGGCGUCGUAUUUUCACAGCAGAUCUCAAGGAAUAUGAAGGUACCUUUGCCGUCGACUUUGUGGUUCCUCCUCACGAUGACGAGGACGACAGCAUUUCAUUCCCUAGGACAGUGAAAUUUACGGAAAAGCAAUGGAAAGCUGUGGAUGCCGGGUCCAACGACGACAAGCCAAUGCUGGUCAUCCUGCAUGGUCUAUCCGGAGGCUCUCACGAAGUCUACUUGCGGCACUGUAUCCAACCAUUCAUUGAGCAGGGAAAUUGGGAAAUCUGCGUAAUCAACGCGCGUGGAUGUGCAGGAACCAAGAUUACGAGCGGUGUCCUGUACAACGCACGGGCGACAUGGGAUGUCAGGCAGGUCGUGAAAUGGAUCAGGAAGACGUUCCCAAACCGACCUGUCUUCGGAUUGGGGUUCUCCCUGGGCGCAAACAUGCUUACGAACUAUUGUGGCGAGGAAGGGCCAAACUGUGAGCUGAAGGCCGCAGUUGUUUGCUCAAACCCCUUCAAUUUGGAGAUCUCAAGCAAGAUCCUGCAAAGCAGUUGGAUUGGGAAAGAGGUCUAUCUGCGAGUCAUGGGCGGGUCCAUGAGGGCGCUUGCGCAGAAUCACAAAGAUGAUCUAGCGAAGAACACCGGCCUAGACAUGGAAAAACUUGUCAGCGUGAAGUAUCUGCAUGAGUUUGACGAGUUGGUACAAUGUCCUAGCUGGGGCUACCCGACCGUAUACUCGUAUUAUCGAGAUGCAUCUUCCACCGACGCGGUGCUGUCAAUUAGGAUACCAUUCCUAGCUGUGCACGCGGUCGACGAUCCUAUCGCAGUCAAAGAGGCAAUCCCAUAUGAGGAGUUCCGCCAGAAUCCAGACACAAUCCUUCUGACGACAUCGAUGGGCGGACAUCUGUGCUGGUUCGAGUCAGGAGGCUCGCGGUGGUAUACCAAGCCGGUAUAUAACUUCCUGAACCACAUGGCUUUCGAGACGGACUUGGAAAGCGUCAAGCCAAGCAAGGACCCCGAGACCACGGGCAGCAAUGAUAGAGGGACCAGAUACGUCCCCAUGCGACGCAACCUAUUCAUGCCGCACGAGGCGGCAUAG